AAGGAGGGGACGUGUUGAGGAAUAUCCUUGUCCUAUAAUCAUAUUGCAUAUAAAACUUGUUCUAUGGAAAAAUUUUGAUUGCCAAAUAGGAAAUAAAAAACUCAUGGCUAUGAACAACGUGCCACAUUCCUUAACAAUGUUGACUAUUGGAUUGGUUAUUUGUUUUACCAUUGCUCAUGAUUCUAUUCCUAAACAUCUUCAAAUAUCAUCUUAUUAUACAGCUUCAGAGGAUCUAACUGUGUGUUUAGAUGAGUGCGAAAAACGCUUUUUAAAGGAUUAUCCGAAAUCAUUGGACGCAUGCAAGAAGAGAUGUCGCGAAAAGCACGCUAGACAAAACACCAAUAGUAUGUGUCUAAGCUAUUGUCAAUACUUUUUAAUUUUUCUGAGAAUAGGAAGAAGUGUAUUCAACAUUGCAGAGUAUUGUAUUCAGAUCCAGAGGAAUUUCAAGUUUGUAGACAGGACUGCCUUAGUCGGUUCCCGAAAACAUAUGCUGAAUCUAGAAGAGAGUGUAUCGACAAAUGUUUGUCACGCUAUUGGAACACUCAAACUAAGUUUUUAGAGUGCAGAAAGAAAUGCUAUGAUAAGUACCCGAUAACAUUAGAAUUUUAAGUGUGAAAAAGUUAUCUUGAAUCUUUUGAAAAUUUUAUAUGACAUUUUGAGUUUGUAUUAAGAGGAUCUAGGUAUUAAUUGUUCAUUAUUAGGUACUUCAAACAUAAUGAUUAUGUCAUAACAUAUUUUAAAUAUAAUAUUGUUAAACUCAACUUUCA
Arachis ipaensis is the source of this 767-nucleotide messenger RNA. Lineage: Eukaryota; Viridiplantae; Streptophyta; Magnoliopsida; Fabales; Fabaceae. The record is from RefSeq and is a predicted model, not a curated record.